Molecule: messenger RNA, 1068 nt
Organism: Equus caballus (horse)
Lineage: Eukaryota; Metazoa; Chordata; Mammalia; Perissodactyla; Equidae
Product: trace amine-associated receptor 7c-like
Biological process (GO): G protein-coupled receptor signaling pathway
Cellular component (GO): membrane
Molecular function (GO): trace-amine receptor activity
Source: RefSeq, a predicted model, not a curated record
AUGACAGCUUCUCCAGGUUUCAGAACAGAGACUCCCGAGCAGGGAGUGGCCUCUCCUGCGGCUGCGCAGCUCUGCUAUGAGAACCUGAAUGGAUCCUGCGUCAGGACCCCCUACUCCCCAGGCCCCCGCCUGGCCCUGUACGCAGUUUUCGGUUUCGGAGCCGUGCUGGCUGUAUUCGGAAACCUCCUGGUGAUGAUUUCCAUCCUUCACUUCAAGCAGCUGCACUCUCCAGCCAACUUUCUCCUCGCCUCUCUGGCCUGCUCUGACUUCCUGGUGGGGGUCACUGUGAUGCCCUUCAGUAUGGUCAGGUCCGUGGAGAGCUGCUGGUACUUUGGGCGGACUUACUGUACGUUGCACUCUUGUUUCGAUGUGUCAUUCUGUUAUGCCUCCAUCUACCACUUGUGUUUUAUUUCUCUCGAUAGAUACAUUGCAGUCACGGACCCUCUGGUCUAUCCAACCUGGUGGUUCACUGCCUCUGUCUCUGGCAUGUGCAUUGCCUUCUCCUGGCUCCUGUCUGUUAUUUUUUCUUCUUCCCUUCUUGGCACAGGUGCAAAUGAAGCUGGGCUGGAGGAGCUAGUCAGUGCUCUCACCUGUGUGGGAGGCUGUCGGGUUGCAGUGAAUCAAAGUUGGGUACUGGUCAAUUUUCUAUUAUUUUUCAUUCCCACUUUGGUGAUGAUAAUGGUUUACUCCAAGAUUUUCCUCAUUGCUAAACAACAGGCUAGAAAGAUUGAAAGUCUGAGCAGUAAGACUUCGAGAUCGUCAGACAGCUACAGAGACAGAGUGUCCAAGAGGGAGAGAAAAGCAGCAAAGACCCUGGGAUUCGCCGUGACAGCGUUUCUGAUCUCAUGGCUGCCCUACUUCAUUGACUUGGUCAUCGAUGCCUUCCUAGGUUUCAUCACACCCACGUGUAUGUAUGAGAUACUGGUUUGGGUUGCUUACUAUAACUCAGCAAUGAACCCCUUGAUUUAUGCUUUCUUUUAUCCUUGGUUUCGAAAAGCCAUCCAACUCAUUGUCACUGGCAAAGUCUUGAGAGAGAAUUCCUCAACAAUAAAUUUAUUUUCUGGGUGA